Anopheles darlingi is the source of this 4623-nucleotide messenger RNA. RefSeq lists its product as uncharacterized. The record is from RefSeq and is a predicted model, not a curated record. The coding region runs from base 2051 to 4501 and encodes 816 amino acids. The transcript has 7 exons. Lineage: Eukaryota; Metazoa; Arthropoda; Insecta; Diptera; Culicidae.
GUAUUAGUUUUUCAAUGUAGUUUCCUAACCAACUCCUGUUGUGUAGCAGUAGGAGGUUGAGUCAACAUUUCAUGCCUUUACUCGGAGAUUCGGUUGGAUGACGCAGCAUAUACCUUGCCGAGGUGAUCAUGAGAAGAUUUCGCACUAUGGUUCCUGUUGCGAAAAAGUCGAUUCAUCUUAUCGAUCGACAAGUAAUGAAUCUAUCGACAAAAAAGUGCGUUCGCCAUGCUAAAAAGAACGGAAAAUUCAUCUCUUGUCGAUCGAUUGCGUUUUUCGCAAUAGGGAAAAGUCUGCUUCGAAUGUAUGAUAAGUUCUCUUCCAAGAUGUUAGCUGGCCAAAAGUUUAAAACGUAAAUUGAACCAUUAAGCAUGAAUGAGUAAGAGAAGGGGGGAGGGCGAACUAAAAUAUUAGAAUUUAGGUUAUAAUUGAGGGAGCUCCCCCCCUCAUCGACCGAAAUUCUCCGAGCAGGCAUGAACGAGAGUAGCGCAACUGUCAGAUCCAGCUGAUCCGACGCCGAUACGAUUUGUUUGUAAACAAAGGUUGUUGGCUAAUUUUCGGUUUCGUGUUCAGCAAAGUAAAGUGGGUUUUAACGUCGGAUUUUUGAUAUAAACAUACGGCUCGCCCGUCAUUAUAUAUGUUAAAAAAAACGUCGGAUUUUUGAUGAUCCAGAUAGUUUUACAAUGAUCGAACAGCUAAUCUAUCGAUUGUGUAAUAUGUUUUCGGCUGUAUCGCAGAUGCACCAACACUUCACAACCAACGUUGGUUAAUUGUUGUGCAUGUUAUUAAGGCUGAGUGAGGCCUGGCACUGUCUUGAAGACAGAACCUAUCUUCUUUUGAAUCUAGGGGUGUCUUCCUUAUUAGAGUUUGUAUAGAAGAAUUGGAAUUCCAUAAUUCAGUGAUUACUUGAUCGUUCGAGAGAAAUAGUGAAAUUGAUCUCAAAACAUUGUCAAAAGGGAGCAAGAAUAAGCGCCGUAAUGCAAAAAUGAAGUUCAAGUGACCUUAUAGUCCUCACAUUGCUGCCUACCUUCGCAAAUUAUUAUACUUCUGAUUGUAUUCGUGCAUCUUUGGCAUAUAAAAGAGUCUAUACCGCGAUUCGUAAUUCAAUUAAUCUUUUCUUGAACCGCAUGAAUCCCUCUGUCAUCUGCCUUCGUGAAAAUAGCAUGGUCCUUAUCGAAAUUUUUCACCCGGAAUCAAAGUUGCUAGGAAUCUAAUCUAAUGGAAAAAUCGUCAAUACUUUUCGAAUUGCCCAAUAUUACACGAGAAAGGAAAAUGACAGGAUAGUUUGUAAGGAAACUCAAAUCAUGUUCCCAUCUCAACAUGGUGGGUCCUUUAGGAUUAUAUGAAGACACAUUGCGCAUGUCGACAGCACCAUAUCAUACUGGAUGACAGUUGCAGGCUCGACACUGCGGAGGGGUUUCCUGUUUUCUUGCUAACCCGCCUGUGUGUAAACUGUGCUCGCUCACGCUCUUAGGUAUAUUGCAUUUUUAUGGCUUGGCCUUGUGAAAGGGGUAGUCAUGACAUUGAGCGUCGUGACGUUGUGGUCAAUGGGUAAAAUAUGUAAAAGUGCACCCAGUUCCGGCCUAGUUCCGUAUGCCUAUGGAACGUAUUAAAGUUGCAUAUACCUGUGACUGAGUGGUCUGAGGUGCUACUAUACAGAAAAAGAUAAACUAAUGUCAGUGUCGUCAUUUGGUCAUCAGCUUUCGUGAGUCCAGGAAACAUUUUGAGUCGUUCAAAGCAUUAACAGCACUUUGGUCUACACAUAUUCUACCGUUUAUAUGCGCGGCGUCACAACGUGCAUAUAUGUGUCGGGUCAUCGUUUUAGAGGCAGUUAGCCUUUAAAAAUUGUAUAAAACUUUGUCAAUCCUUGGCUAGCAUUAAAAGAGUGUCAGUGUGUUUGUGCAUGCAUACAAGGCACCGGAUUACUGGUAUAGGAUUCAACUGAGAACGCUCUUUAUAUACACACGGCCAGGAAAGAAAUUUCUCUGUAAAUUUAACUUCCUCUAUCAACUCCCAUCCAUCGUGACGUUCGUCGCUUAUCACUCGCCUUAGGAUGAGUGGAUUGGCAAAGGAAGCUCUCGACGAGCAGGUCUUCGACGAAAGCUCACAGUACAUGCUGGAUGAUUUACAACUUGCUGCCGAGCUGGGUAAAACGCUCCUGGAGCGAAACAAGGAAUUGGAGGCAACAGUAAAGUAUCAUCAACAUGUCAUCGAGGAUAAAAUGCAAGAAAUAGAGUAUCUGACUAAACAGAAUGGCGCACUGCGAGAGGUGAACGAUUCGCGCAUGAAAAUAUACGAGCAGCUGGAAGUGAGCAUCCAAGAUCUAGAGCGGGAUAAAUAUAAACUUGCAUUAGAUUACAAGGCAGAAAAGAAAAUAACUAAGCAAUUGCACAGCACUAUCGAAAGCCUUGAAACCAAAGUAGAGGAGCUGACUCGAACGCUGGUGGAUGAAAGGCGCCAAGCCGAUAUUGAACGACGUUAUAUAGCGAAACAACAAGCAGCAGCACCCGCGAGCAAUGAUAUCGUAGAGCUUACUUCGUUACCGUCUCCGACGAGUGCGACUAGCGAGCAGGAAAGGCCAUCUGGGACAGUCCAAGAUGUACAAGAGUUGCAUCAUAAUGAUGAUACAGACGAAGAAUUAAUACGGGUUAUUCUGUUGCUCGAGCGUACCCAAAAGAGCUUUGCGCAGGAGCGGGAUAAAGUGUCAGAAUUGGAAGAACAGCUAAUGGUUAUCACACAAGAGAACCAAGCGCUUCAAAAAAAACUUUCUCAAAAGACCAACAACGACGAAGUAAAACCAGUACAUCAAGAGCUUUCUCUUCUAGAUGAAUUGAAGCAGGGACAGAUGUGCACGAACUGUUUACGUGACCUCGCCGAUCGUCGCGACGAGAAUUCUAUCAUCAGUGCGAACGAUGAAGACGAUCGCAGUCUCUACAAUCUGAUCGAAGCGUCCGAAGCACCAAAGAAUUACUGUUCGACGGUCUAUAUAAAGCUUUCCACCCCCGAGUCAAAUGGAGGAAAAAUACAAACUGAUGGUGGAUGCGUCGCGAAUAAUCCUUAUCGGGAGCUCAUAGAGAAAUACGAAGCAUUGCUCGAGGUACAUCGGAAGCCAAUUCAGUCACUAGACAGUAAGACGGCAUCUGGUUCCGGAAACAAUACACCAGUUGAAAGCUGUCAACCUCAAGAGCUUAGUAAACGUUCCGGGUUUGGAAAUGAUUCCCACUACCUUAUUGGCUUCAAUCCACCAGUGACGAGUGAGCGAACGAACGACAACCAGCUGCAUGGUACUGCAUCAGCGACAGCUACCGGUCCGACUCGGUCGAUGGUAAUAGUCUCAUCCGACAACCACUACCGCCCGGAGACGGCUAGUUCUGGCUACUUAGAUGAUGUGUGCAAUAAGGCUACACAGACGGAUGAGAGCUCACGCAAUUUCCUCUGCACAAUUGCAGAUGGCAUGGAUCGAUUCAGUAUCUAUGAAGAUCAGAGUGCGAUCGAUUCACGUUUUCGUUUUAGUCCGGCACAUCGUGAACUAUUCCGUGAAAUUUUCAGUGUGCUAAAGAAAGCGGCCGAAAACCGGGAGGGUGGUGAACAGUUGCCGCUGCUAGAUGACACGAAAUCGGAUGCCAUCGGUAUGGGUUCUGUGGUAGAGCCAGUUACACCAAUAAACGAAAUGCCGCCGACCGACUUCGGCGAAGAUGAUACAGCCAGUUUUGUCACAACAUCAUCCGCCAUCAGUGAACAGUCUUUUGCUAUAUCUGAGUGCAUCACACGAUCUGAGCGACAAAAAAGGGUACGCAAACAAGCGUCGGCAAUUGCAGCAGCACGUCAGGGCUCAGCAGUUUUGCAAAAAGAAAGCGAUAUUAGCUCCAAGCCAGUAACUAAUGCUGGGAAUGGAGGUGUCUCUUAUGCUACGCCACCAAGCGUUGACCGAACCGGUACACUGCAACAAUCGUAUGAGCCGCUUGAAUAUCUCUCCGGGCGGAAGCGUAAAUCACAUCGUCGAAGCAGCAAUCGUACUCAUGCGACUCCCGGAAAUAAAGUGUCUGAAACUGGGGAACAGCAGCACCGACCAUCAACACCACAAACACCUCGUGGUAAAGGAAGCCGGAGGAAUCGCUAUCGGCCCUGGAAUCCGGACAUUCAUGGUUCGUUCGGUAGCAACAGGGUCCCGUUGCCACGAGUCAAUGAUGAUAUACGCCCAGUAAACCUCAGAUGGGAUGGCAGUUCGUUACCGGUUCCCAAUCGCUCACCAACAGUAUCCUCAAUGUCACCGUCAGUUGAAGGCGCCAAUUCAACAAACACGAUGAAAUCGAAAUCAGGAGUAUCAACCAUUAACCGGUAUGCCGAAUUGGCGGACGACGCUAGUGACAUCGUCGAACUUGUGCCCUCGACCGCCUCACAGCGGCUACACAUGCUACAUGAGCUCGAUCUAUCCUACGCCGAAGUACUCAGGCGGGCAAAUACUCGCCAGCCAUAUAACGUCCGGCGCCCAAAGCAAAAUUAAUGGUAGGACAACUAUGCGCUUCACUCUGCUUGCUAUUUUGGAUGUUAGUAGCUGUGCCAUGACACAAGACUAUCUCUUUCGCUCUUCUCGCAGCAAUCUCAACUGAAUAAACAUACAGAUUC